Molecule: messenger RNA, 3913 nt
Organism: Photinus pyralis (common eastern firefly)
Lineage: Eukaryota; Metazoa; Arthropoda; Insecta; Coleoptera; Lampyridae
Gene: Msh6
Product: probable DNA mismatch repair protein Msh6
Exons: 14
Coding region: 646-3828 (1060 amino acids)
Biological process (GO): mismatch repair
Cellular component (GO): MutSalpha complex; nucleus
Molecular function (GO): ATP-dependent DNA damage sensor activity; mismatched DNA binding; ATP binding
Source: RefSeq, a predicted model, not a curated record
UUCCACGAAAAACGUUUAUUAUAACUACUAUUUCCUCUGUGCAGUACACUUAACAAAAAAAUUAUUGUCAAACUGAUAUCGACUUUGACUUGAAUUACGUUUGAAACUACUUUUUGUCUUAUGUACCAGUCAUAGCUUAUUAACAUGAUUUUGGUAAUUGGCCUAAGACAGAUAUUACUUUUUAUAUGAGGCAAAACCAUUAAAGCCUGGUAGCCUCAAUAACUUUACUCUCCGAAUAAAUUGCAUGCUGAGGCUCAGUUGUACAAUGUUAGCUUACAUUUCAGAUUAUAUAGUAACAGUAUUUGAUUAGCUAAUAUUUCAAAAAUUGAUCAAUCGUGUUUCUCAAAUCUGUUAGUUAAACUAAACUGACGUUAUAAAUGAGAAAUUUAUUGUUACAAUCUUGCAAUACAGAUGUCAUACAUCCACGGACCUAUUUUUUUUUUUAAAGAUCCGUGCAUACAUCCUACUUGUAUUACCCUGUAUAUAAAGUCAAAAUGUUAUUUUAAUUUGUCACUAGCAUACGUUGAUUCUCCUGUGACUUUUUGUGGUUUAUUACAGCCAACUUCAUGCAAUUGUAAAUGCCCGCUAAAAUUUUUCUUAAGCACUAUUUGUUAAACGACGUUUUUCGAUUAAUAAUUUAGAAAGAUGUCGAAACGUUCGAGUCUAGGGCAGUCGAACACCCUUUUUAACUAUUUCCAGUCUCCUGGCAAUAAAUCAUCUGCUAAAAAACAGAAUGGAAACUCUACAAAGGAGUCUAACCUAAUGGGUUCUGGUAGUGACAACGAAGAUGAUACGCCGGUUCUGGCGAGGAAAAGAAAUCGUACCGCUCUUUUCGAUAGCGAUUCCGACACAGAAACUUCGGUUCCCGAAGUAAAGACAAAGAAGAAGCCUAAAAUUGCAAAGGAGGAAGGCAGUCUUCAGUUGUUCACGUUUGAAAAGUCAAACAGGUCGCUGUCGCGAGAUGACAAUGUCAACAGUCUCGCAUCGGACACGCAGUGGUUUCACGAACGUCUCGAAUUUUUGAAACCGGACAAAAUACGUGACAUCAACGGUAAUCGGUCCGAUCAUCCUGAUUACGAUGAGAAAACCCUUUACGUGCCCCAAGAGUUCCUUAAUAAACAAACGCCGGCAAUGCGUCAAUGGUGGAUUUUAAAAAGUAAACAUUAUGAUACCGUUCUAUUUUUUAAAAUCGGCAAAUUCUAUGAGUUCUAUCACAUGGAUGCAGUGAUCGGCGUUAAUUAUCUCAACUUCUCUUUCGUCAAGGGUGGCGAGUUUGCACAUUCCGGUUUUCCUGAGGUGGCCUACGGACGUAUGGCGAGCACGCUGAUCGAGCAAGGUUUUAAGGUGGCAAGAGUCGAGCAGACUGAAACACCGGAGAUGAUGAAUGAUCGGUGCAGAGGGCACAAGGUGACGAAAUACGAUCGGGUUGUUCGGCGUGAAAUUUGUGAAAUAACCACCCAGGCGACGUGUUUGUACGGGGCACAGAUGACUGAUGCGAAGCAGUCGCUGUCCUGCUACCUCUUGGCGAUUGCGGAGAAGCCGAUAAACGGAGGGAGUGCCUUCGGCGUUUGCUUUGUCGACACAUCAGUGGGGGACAUUUUCUUAGGACAAUUUGAAGACGACAAACAUUGCUCACGUCUCUUAAGAAUAUUCGCACAGUAUCGGCCUGCUUUGAUAUUACUCGAACGCCGUGGUUUUCAAUGGUCAACACUCGAAGUAUUGAAAAAAACCAUCAGCAGUGUCAAACGAGACGUACUAACCUCAGGCACACAGUUUCUCUCUCCAGAAAAGACCAUAGAUCUCUUGAUGAAGGAAUGCUAUUUUCGUGACAAAAACAAUGACUUCGAAUGGCCGACGGUUCUCGCCGAAUUCGUCGACGGACAUCUACCGAAGCUGGGUUGCGAGCUGGCUCUUAAAGCGUUAGGGGCCUGCGUGUGGUAUUUGAAAGACUCGGAGUUAGAUAUUAAAGUUUUAUCUAUGAAGAAGUUCCAUAUUUAUAAACCGGCCGAUCAAACAAGCGAUAAGGCACUUGAUCGGCAAGCCUUUAUGAUUUUGGACUUUAUAACAAUCGAAAAUCUGAACUUGUUAGGUGAGAAAGGCACGCUGCAGAAGACUCUGGAUUAUUGUGAAACUAGCUUUGGGAAAAGACUUCUGCAGCAGUGGAUUUGUCGUCCGUUAUGUCAAGAACACAAAAUACAAGAACGACAAAACGCGAUCCACCAGUUGUGCGAAAAUGACGAAGUUCGCCAGGCAGUACGCGCCAUCUUCAGAAAGCUUCCCGAUUUGGAACGUCUCGUUUCUAAAAUUCAUACAUUCGGAAACCGAUUCUUAACUAAUCACCCCGAUAGCCGCGCCAUCUUGUACGAAAACAAUACUUAUUCAAAGCGCAAAAUUUUGGAUUUAAUCAACACCAUACAAGGUUUUGAGAAAGCCCAGGAGAUUAUGGGUCUCUUCGAAGGAUGCACGCAGCCGCUAAUCAAGAAGUUAACGCACCAUCCGCCCGAAGGCAAGCUUGUGGAUGUAACUGGCCUGCUGCAGUAUUUCAGGGAAGCGUUCGAUCAAAACGUCGCGGUAAAUCAAGGUAAAAUUAUUCCCCAAAAAGGCAUAGAGGAGGAUUACGACGGGGUCGAACAAGAAAUUGCCGACAUAUCGAGUCGGUCGUCUGAUUAUCUGGAGGACCUCAAACAAAUGUUCCGUUGCGAGGUAUCCUACGUGGGUAAAGAUAACAAACGUUUUCAAAUUGAAAUACCAGAAAACAGGACGCAUAAGGUCACCAAUGAAUUUCAAUUGGAAGGCGCGCGGAAAGGCUUCAAACGUUAUUCUACUGCAACUUCUAAGGGCAUCUUAGUCGAUAUGAUACGUGCCGAAACUAAAAGGAACAAAAUCGUACAAGACUUAAACAGGCGAAUUUUCGAGAAAUUCAGCGACAGCCGUGUUAAAUGGGAACAGGUCAUCCAUUGCCUGAUGAUGCUCGACGUUCUAUGUGGCCUCGCCGAGUAUGGCAAAAACGUUUCGAGAACGACAUGUUUCCCCAACGUCUUACCGUUCCAAGAGCGAGGUUUCAUUGACAUUAAGGACGGCGUCCAUCCGAACAUUCAACUGGAGGAUUUUGUUCCAAACAGCACUCAAUUGGGCAUCGAGGGUAAGGCGAAAAUUAUGCUUCUAACCGGUCCGAAUAUGGGUGGCAAAUCCACGCUGAUGCGGCAGGUCGCUUUAAUAAUUAUAAUGGCGCAAAUGGGCUGUCCCAUUCCGGCAGCGAGUUGCACUUUCACACUGGUGGAUCGCAUUUUCACACGUUUUGGCGCAUAUGACGAUAUCUUAAAAGGACAGUCGACAUUUUUCGUUGAAUUAUCAGAGGCGUCCUCAAUAUUGCGACACGCGACACGCAAUUCUGUGCUCUUCCUUGACGAACUCGGGCGCGGAACGUCGACGCACGAUGGAAACGCCAUCGCGACGGCAUACGUGAAAAAACUGAUCGGCAUGGAAUGUCGCACGAUAUUUUCGACGCACUACCACUCGCUCGUCGACUUUUACAGUGGUUACGAAAACAUUCAACUGGGACACAUGGCCUGCAUGACCGAGGAGCAGGAGGAGGAUGACCCAAUGAUGUCCGUUACCUUACUCUACCAACUAAAGGAGGGAAAUUGUCCAAAAUCGUACGGAUUCAACGCAGCGAAGUUGGCGGGAUUACCUAAGGAAAUAAUCGCCUCCGCGCACAAAAUCGCAACCGAGCUGGAAACUGUGACGAAACAAAAGAAAAUGCUGCGAGCUCUGCUGCUUUCUCGCAAUGCAGAUUUCGUACGAAAAACUUUACGAGCGGUAUUUUAAUCAGUGUUACCUCCUUUUCUUGAUUUACAGUAUUACAUUACGUUGUUCGUACUUUGUUUACAUUUAUUAGAGAAUUUGAAACACA